CUUGUUUGUUUGAAAUUUGUCCAUUUCACAUUUCCGCAACUGACUCAGUGAGCACCCCCAAGUCCCCAACUCUCUCUCUCCUCAAUGGCGACGGAAUCCAUAGAACUCUGUAUUUGAACUCCUUAAACGCAACAUCGCCACCAUGGAAAGCAGCAGAAGAGACAACAAAGGUGGCGGUGGAGCUGCUGCCUCUUCGCCAUCAGCGCCGCUCAUAAAACCUGCAAAGUUUGCCGUGUACCAAAAUCCAGCCCUUUCGGCCGCCCUUACCUCCACCAGCCUCCGUCCCUCUUUAUCUUAUUUCCUCACUCUCUUCAUUCUCUCUUCCGCUUCUGCCGCCGCAUUCUUUGCUUUCUCUUCCAGGGAAUAUAGGAUCAUCGAAAAAUUUAAAGUCAGGAAUGUAUCUGAAGAGAUAGCUUAUCUAUUAGUCACAUUAGUGAAAAUUGCGAUGGGUUUAGCUUUCUUAGGAGCUUCUGCUACCCUUGUCAAAGCUAUUUCCCUUACGAGAGCUAAAGUUGGAGCUGGUGUAGUAGUCACAUCUUCCUCUAAUGGGACCAAGGUUGAAACUUGCCUUUCAGAUAAACAAUUGCGCCUACUAGGAGUAAAGAAGUCUGAUAAGGUUGUACCAGAGCUGUCCAGAAAACCACCUGUAUCCAUUUCACGGGCUUCUUUAUGGCCGCUUAUCCCACUCCAUCAACAUCAGCAACCCAGUAGUUCAAGUCGCCUAUCACGAGUUGGUUCUGAAAAGUCUAGCAGUACCCCUGUUAAGAGUAAAACAUUCGGUGUUUCUUCAAAAUCAUCCAAUUCUCCUACUUCUCAUGGUCUGUCUCCUACCUCACCCCAGCUGUCGACACCUUGGUCAAACAAGCGAGCUUCUCCGGCAAAAGAGAUUUUGACAGAAGACGAUUUUGAACAGUUUUUAGCAGACAUGGACAAGAAAAUCACUGAAUCAGCAGAGAAACUGGUAACUCCUCCUCCUACUAGAAAUGGUUUCAGUAUAAGCAGCCCUAGUACAAUUUCUGGUUCAGCUAAUACAUCUGGAACAACGAGAACAACACCCUUGAGGCCUGUUCGGAUGUCACCUAGUUCGCAGAAGUAUAAUACACCUCCGAAAAAAGGAGAAAGUGAUAUACCUGCUCCUAUGUCAAUGGAAGAGACAACUGAAGCUUUUGAGCAUCUAGGCAUCUACCCGCAGAUUGAGGAGUGGCGAGACCAUCUGCGGCAAUGGUUUUCUUCUGUUUUACUAAGCCCUCUGCUAAGUAAAAUUGAAAAUAGUCAUAACAAGGUAAUGCAAGCAGCUGCUAAAUUAGGAAUAUCAAUUAGAGUUACUUCAGUAGGUAGUGAUUCUUCUGAUACUGGAGCUCCUACCAUGUCUCCGUCAGAUCGUGCUAAGGAAUGGCAGCCAGCAUUCUCCCCGGAUGAAGAUGGACUUCUUCACCAGCUACGGGCUUACCUUGUGCAAGCUUUAGAUGCAUCCACUCAGAAGUUAGGUUCAGCCAAUCAGCAGCAAACCCCACAGCAGAAUUCAUUUCUUCUUAUCAUACAGGAGUGUGUGGACGCCAUCACAGAGCACCAAAGGCUGCUUGCUUUGACAAAGGGAGAGUUAAUCAAGGGUUUGCUACCACAAAGCAGUGUUCCAGCUGAAUAUACAGUGCAAAGAAUUAAGGAAUUGGCUGAAGGAACUUGCUUGAAGAAUUACGAGUACAUGCGAAAAGAAGUGGCUUCUGAUAAAGCAAAGAAGAAGUGGACUCUUGAGCUUCCAUCUGACUCACAUUUGCUAUUAUAUCUAUUUUGUGCUUUCCUGGAGUAUCCAAAAUGGAUGUUACAUGUUGAUCCGUCAUCCUACUCUGGAGCUCUGUCUAGCAAGAAUCCUUUAUUCCUUGGAGUUCUGCCUCCUAAAGAAAGGUUUCCAGAGAAGUAUAUAGCUGUAAUAUCAGUUGUCCCCUCAAUACUUCAUCCAGGAUCCUUUGUCUUGGUGAUUGGAAGACAAUGCCCACCUGUAUUCGUGAUGUAUUGGGAUAAAAAGUUGCAGUUCUGUCUUCAGGGAAGAACUGCACUAUGGGAUUCUAUCUUGGUUCUAUGCCACAAGAUUAAGGUUUCCUAUGGUGGGCUUGUUCGUGGUAUGCAUCUUGGCUCUUCUGCAUUGAGCAUCCUGCCUCUUCUUGAAUCUGAAGAGGACAAUUGAAUCUUGUCAUGGCUUUAAUUCAAUACAUUAUGAAGCCCCUCUUGCCAUAGCUUACUUUGUUUCACAUCCAGCUGAUGACAUACUACUUCAGUCAUUGUCGCGAUGCAGUUGUUUCGAGCAACACUUGAUUGUAGUUUUGUAAAAUGCUCUGCCUAGUUAAUUCGAGGAUUGUACAUUUUGCGUCUUUGUGUUAGUAGAUUAAUUGAGAAUUUUAGUGUUUGGAUAUAUAUACAAAAAUAAUCUCUUAUAUUAUAAAUAUAAAUUGAUGGGUUUCUAAUUCA
Messenger RNA from Spinacia oleracea (spinach), 2463 nucleotides. RefSeq lists its product as uncharacterized. NCBI's taxonomy places the organism in Eukaryota, Viridiplantae, Streptophyta, Magnoliopsida, Caryophyllales, Amaranthaceae. The coding region runs from base 143 to 2182 and encodes 679 amino acids. The transcript is spliced from 7 exons. The record is from RefSeq and is a predicted model, not a curated record. Gene Ontology annotation, cellular component: membrane.